AUGAAAUUUCUUUUCGCUCUUGCCAUCUCGGUGUCCGUGGUCUUGCCCUCAGUGCAAGCCGCCAAAGAAGUGUUUGCCCACGUUAUUGUAGGCAAUGUGCGCUCCCUCGACAAUGCCGACUGGGAAGACAACAUCAAGCUGGCGCAGGAGGCCAAGAUUGAUGCCUUUGUCCUCAAUAUUGCCCAAGGCGAUGAAGGCAACGAGGCGUCCUUGCAAACCAUCUUUCAGGUUGCCGAAAGCCUGAACUUUAAACUCUUUUUCAGCUUUGACUACAAAGCCCUGGGAGCAUGGCCAAAGGAGGAUGUUAUUGACCACAUCACCAGGUUCGGUGCCAGCCCGGCUUACUUCAAAACCGACGACGACAAGCUGUUUGUUUCCACGUUUGAAGGUCCGGACAACGCGGGCGACUGGGCUGACAUCAAGGCAACGACUAACUCGUUCUUCGUCCCCGAUUGGUCAUCUCAGGGCCCGGUUGUUGCUGCUGGACUGGCGGAUGGUGUUGCUGACGGGCUGUUCAGCUUUGAUGCUUGGCCGAAUGGUGACACCAACAUCACCAUCAAAUCUGAUCUCGAGUACCAAGACGCUCUUGGAGACCGAGCAUACAUGAUGGCUGUCUCCCCGUGGUUUUACACCAACCUUAACAACCCCGACUUCACCAAGAACUGGCUCUGGCGUGGCGAUGAGCUCUGGGAUACCCGUUGGGCUCAGGUAAUGGAAGUCAACCCUGAUUUCGUCGAGAUUCUCACCUGGAAUGACUACGGCGAAUCUCACUACAUUGGCCCUGUUCGCGAGAAGGAACUUGGUUUGUUCGAUACGUCUGCGCCAAUCCCCUAUGUCGAGAAUAUGAGCCAUGAUGGCUGGCGCAAGUUCUUGCCUUUUUACAUUGAGCAAUACAAGACAGGAGCUGCUCCGACGGAGUUUGAGGAGAGGGUCGCGGCUUAUUACCGCACCGCGCCUGCUCUUGCUUGCCCUGAUGGCGGUACCACUGGUAACAAUGCGGAUUUCAAUGAGGUGGAGCAGCCGCCGCAGGAUUUUAAUGAGGAUGCUGUGUUUUAUGGUGCGCUUCUGACCUCAGAUGAGGGGGUUACGGUUACGGUCAAGAUUGGGGAGAAUGAGCAGACGGGGACUUUUACGACUUUUCCUGCGAGCGGUGCGGGGACUGCAGGUGUUUAUAGGGGGAGUGUGCCGUUUGGGGGGAAUAGCGGUGAUGUUGUUGUUACUGUGUCUCGGGAUGGGCAGGUUGUGGCUACAGCUGAGGGGGGAAAGCCGUUGGGGGCGACGUGCGAGUUUGAUAUCCAGAACUGGAAUGCUGUUGCUGUAUAG
Molecule: messenger RNA, 1323 nt
Organism: Podospora bellae-mahoneyi
Lineage: Eukaryota; Fungi; Ascomycota; Sordariomycetes; Sordariales; Podosporaceae
Product: Glucan endo-1,3-alpha-glucosidase agn1
Exons: 1
Coding region: 1-1323 (440 amino acids)
Molecular function (GO): glucan endo-1,3-alpha-glucosidase activity
Source: RefSeq, a predicted model, not a curated record